AUGCCUCGACUUUGCCUGGCUUUCUUCCUCGCCAUCAACGUUUCUUUUCUCUUUGGAAGUACAAUAGCCUCUCUAGACGCUGCAUCAAAAUGGUCAAAGUCGCUAUCGUCGGGGGUACUGGAGGUAAGUUUCAUAUUCUUCCUAAUCCUGGACCCAAGCUUGAGCUCAUUCCAUCCAACAUCAGGGCUCGCCCGAGAGGUCACCGAUACCCUGCUCGCAACAAAGAAGCAUGAGAUACUUCUGCUAUCCCGCCAGGACGCUCCCGAUACUCCUCAGCCACCGUCAACCAAAUGGAUCAAAGUAGACUACAGCAACGUCGAUGAUCUAGCAAACACUUUGAAGGGCAUUCAUACCCUCCUAUCAUUCCUCACACCCCAAACCGACGAAAACAACCUCGUCCAAAAGAAUCUCAUCGACGCAGCCGUCAAAGCCGGCGCAAAGCGUUUCGCACCCAGCGAAUGGGUCGGCUCCGGACUUCAACAUAUGGAAUGGUAUUGGGGAAAACAAGCCAUCCGCGACUACCUAGCCGAGAUCAACCACGAUCAAAAAGUCCUCGAGUUCUCCCUCUUCCAACCCGGCUGGUUCACCGAUUACUUCGCCUAUCCCAUGCAAUCCGCAAAAUCCUUCCGCUCAUUCCCCGUCUGUAUAUCUUUCGAACACUGUCGAGCUUUCUACGCCGAAGGCUCCGAAUCCGCUCGCAUCACUCUCACCACAGUUUCAGAUUUCGCGAAAAUCGUCGCUCAAGCUGUUGGGUAUGAGGAGGGUCCAUGGCCGGAGAUAGGAGGGAUCAAAGGGACGGAAAUGACGGUGAAGGAAUUUUUGGAUGUCGGGGAGAGGGUUAGAGGUCGAAAAUUCACCAUCGAGAAACUCAAACGUUCUGACUUGGAAAAUCACAACGUCUUUUGCUCUUGGAUCCCGGAAGUCGAGCAUAAUAAGGGUAUAGGAGAUUGUGAGAAGAAUCUCGCCGACAAGUUGAAUGCGAGUGUUCUGCUGAGUAUCGCAGACGAGGAUUUGAAUGUUGGGGAUGAGUGGAAUAGAAUUUUGCCGGGGUAUGAAUUUGUUGACGCCGAAAACUUUCUGAACGAGAUCUGGAAUGGGAAGUAA
Messenger RNA from Pseudocercospora fijiensis CIRAD86, 1104 nucleotides. RefSeq lists its product as uncharacterized. The record is from RefSeq and is a predicted model, not a curated record. NCBI's taxonomy places the organism in Eukaryota, Fungi, Ascomycota, Dothideomycetes, Mycosphaerellales, Mycosphaerellaceae. The transcript is spliced from 4 exons. The coding region runs from base 1 to 1104 and encodes 367 amino acids.